AUGAACAAGGCUAGAGAAUGGCUUGGAAAAUGCAAACAUUCGCAUAAUAGAUGCUCAGAGGAUGUUGAGAGAUCAUUACCUACUCGUUUACUUCAUUUCAAGGAGGGCGUCUUGAAACUUGUUUCCACAACGAAGCUGGACACCAAGACCCCGUAUGCAGCAUUGAGUCACUGCUGGGGCAAGAUCAAAAUCCUUAGACUGCUGAAAGAGAACUUCGAGACCUUUCAUACCAGCGUCCCAAUUUCCGAACUCAGUCGAACAUUUCAAGACUCCCUGAAAGUCCUCACCGAGCUCGGGUUGGAGUAUAUCUGGAUAGACAGCCUCUGCAUAAUCCAGGACGACGCCCAAGAUUGGGAGCGAGAAGCAGUCAAAAUGUCUGCAGUCUACGGCUGUUCCGAAAUCACCCUCGCAGCAUCCAGUUCCGAAGACGGCAGUCAGGGCUUAUUCUACGACCGUCAACUUCCUGCUCCGCGUCUCUGUCAACUAUAUAUCGGUAACUCGACAACAUUCGACGUAAUCCCCUUCCAGCACUGGAGCGUAGCUCUCUCCCGUCUCGUCCUCUCAACUCGCGCUUGGGCAUACCAAGAACGCCGCCUCUCUCCCCGCGUCCUGUUCUUCACUAGCACGCACCUCGCAUGGCAAUGCCAAACCUGGGGCGCAGAAGAAUGGAAGACCGAAGGCGUGGAUAAAGUCUCUUCAUUCUUCAACAUCCAAUCUUCUCCCCACGCAGACACAUUCUGGGAUGAAACGAUCAAGGAAUACGCACCUUGCAAACUGACUUUCUGGAGCGAUAAACUGAUCGCGAUCUCGGGAGUAGCGAAGAGGAGGCAGAUCACUGUCGGUGGGGAGUACGUGGCGGGUUUGUGGAGGGAGGGGAUCGAGAGGCAGCUUUGCUGGAUUACGGUUUCGAGGGGUAGGAAG
Mollisia scopiformis is the source of this 921-nucleotide messenger RNA. RefSeq names its product HET-domain-containing protein. The annotation marks the transcript as partial. The record is from RefSeq and is a predicted model, not a curated record. The transcript has a single exon. NCBI's taxonomy places the organism in Eukaryota, Fungi, Ascomycota, Leotiomycetes, Helotiales, Mollisiaceae.